Messenger RNA from Diospyros lotus (date-plum), 1071 nucleotides. RefSeq names its product putative fasciclin-like arabinogalactan protein 20. The transcript is spliced from 2 exons. The record is from RefSeq and is a predicted model, not a curated record. Bases 1 to 1071 code for a protein of 356 amino acids. NCBI's taxonomy places the organism in Eukaryota, Viridiplantae, Streptophyta, Magnoliopsida, Ericales, Ebenaceae.
AUGAACAGCUUCAGUGGAGUAGCCAUUGAAGCUGGGAUUUGGCUUGGUGGAAAGAGCGACACUGUUCUAGUCGACCUCGGCUUCCAAGAUUUUGCACCCGCGGCGCCUUCCCUCCCCUCUCAAACUGCAUGGCGCGGCCUGAUCACCGUCUUCACUCCCACUGACUCUUCCCUUCUCACUUGUCCUUCCUGCUCCAUCCAAGUCCUCCUCCAAGAACACACAAUCCCCGGCAUCUUCCCCCCUUCCUACCUGCGCACGUUAGCCUUUGGCACGAAGAUCGAAACCCUAGCCUCCGGUCGGUGUAUCACAGUCACCUCCGCCAACAAUGCCUCCAAGGUCUUCGUCGACGGCGUGGAGAUCACUCAUCCGGAUCUCUUCAACGACGGCUUAACCGUAGUUCACGGCCUCCAAGGCUUCCUAUCUCUUCUCUCGUCGUACUCGUGCAGUGUCGAGAGAAUGAUUGGGAUCUCAUUCCUCCCUCAGCCGCCUAAUUCGACGGCAUCACUUAUCAUGCACCUCAUGCUAGAAGAAGCCAUACUUCGCCUCCGCAUCAGCGGUUACAGCGUCCUUGCCGUUGCUCUAAGAGUGAAGUACGCCGAACUCAUGGAGCUCAGAACAAUGACGGUGUUCGCGCUCAAUGACGUCGUGGUUUUCUCCGGCGAACACGAGUACGUCACCAACUUUCGCUUCCACGUCGUGCCGAAUAGGCUGUUAAUGGCCAACGAUCUGGAGCAUUUACAGGCAGGGACGCUGUUGCCGACGAUGGAUUUAGCCCAUGACCUAGUGGUGACGAACGCUGGAGGCGGAGGUCCGUUGGAUCCAAUGAGGAUCAACUACGUGAAGUUCACGAGCCCUGAUUUGAUGUACAACAUGAAAAUGGCGGUUCAUGGACUGUCCAUGCCCUUCCCGCAUUUGAAUCUUAUUGCUGCUAUUGGUAUGGCUCAGAGUGAGCGGUCAAGACAUGAAGCUCCGGGUUGGAAAAUGGCGGGAAAUGCUGGGAUAGGCUACUCAAUGGGCCCAUCAUACGGACUCGAAUGGACAGCCAAGAUUGAAGACGAUCACAGCCUCUAA